Betta splendens (Siamese fighting fish) is the source of this 1809-nucleotide messenger RNA. It is a transcript of the gene rom1a, whose product is annotated as retinal outer segment membrane protein 1a. NCBI's taxonomy places the organism in Eukaryota, Metazoa, Chordata, Actinopteri, Anabantiformes, Osphronemidae. Bases 202 to 1242 code for a protein of 346 amino acids. Gene Ontology annotation, biological process: visual perception. Gene Ontology annotation, cellular component: membrane. The transcript is spliced from 5 exons. The record is from RefSeq and is a predicted model, not a curated record.
GUGGGCAUUAGCUGUAAGAGGCUCCCAGCAUCCAGGUUCGACAAAUCCACUGGCACGCUGGAUGGUCGCUGGAGAUAACUGGACUUUUUCAGAACAUUUUGGGAACACAAAUAAGAAACAAAGCACAGCAUUGUUCUCUGUUGGCCUGUCGCUCUCCUUCCCCACUUCCCCCGGUCAGUCUCAGUGUCCGUCACUGCAACCAUGGUGGUGAUGAAGAUGAAGUUCCCUUUUCAGAAGAGGGUGAAGUUGGCCCAGGGCCUGUGGCUCCUCUCCUGGUGCGCCACAGUGGCCGGCGCCAUGACCUUCACCCUGGGGUGCGUGCUCAAGACGGAGCUCCGCAGGAGGGCAGAGGUGAUGGAUAACUCCGACAUCCAUGUUGUGCCCAAUACCCUCAUGAUAGUUGGUCUUGCAUCCUUGGGCAUCAACUACUUUGCAUCAAAGAUCUGCCAGGAUGCCCUGGACGCCGGCCGCUUCCCUCGCUGGAAGAACUUCCUGAAGCCAUAUUUUGCCGUUUCUUGCUUCUUUACUGUCCUCAUGCUGCUUUCUGUGAUCAUGAGCUUUGCGAUGAAGGGCAGCUUGGAGUCUUCUCUUAAGGUUGGCCUGAGGAAUGGCAUCCGCUUCUACAAGGACACAGACACCCCAGGCCGCUGCUUCCAGAAGCAGAACAUCGACCGCCUGCAGAUGACGUUUCAGUGCUGCGGAAACAACGACUUCAGGGACUGGUUUGAGGUCCAGUGGAUCAGCAACCGCUACCUUGAUUUCAGCUCGAAAGAAGUCAAAGACCGCAUCAAAAGCAACGUGGAUGGACGUUACUUAGUAGAUGGAGUCCCAUUCAGCUGCUGCAACCCAAGCUCUCCACGCCCAUGUAUCCAGUAUCAGCUCACCAACAACUCAGCUCACUAUAACUAUGACUACCAGACCGAGGAGCUCAACAUCUACCUCCGAGGCUGCAGAGAAGCCCUGGUCAACUAUUACAUGGGCCUGAUGAACACCAUUGGGGCUGGAGUUCUGUCUGUCUUCCUCCUACAGGGUUCUGUGCUGGUGAGCUUGCGGUUCCUGCAGACCGCCAUGGAGGCAGUUGCAGGGAAAGAAAACACCGAAAUCGAGACAGAGGGGUAUCUGCUGGAAAAAAGCGUAAAGGACACCGUCAAGGAGUACCUCGACCCUGUGCUGAAGUUCCUCCUGCUGAAAAACCAAGUGGAGGAGGGCACAACCUCGACUGCUGGCCCAGCGCACGCCUAAAGCACAUAUAAUGUACAUAAAGAUUUUUACACAAUUUCAUAAUUACUAAACAACAACAAUUUGAAUUUAUAAUAUGAAUUUUAAGUAUUUUUAAAUUUAGAGAUAGUAGAUUUAUUUUAAUAAGAUGCACAUCACAAGUAAUGUGCAUAUAUAAGCUGGUAUUACUAUAUGUGUGAUUACUCCCAUUUACUGUACCUUCAUUCUUUGUUACUGCACUAAACAUACUUGCUCAGUGAACGAGAACCCCUGAUUGGUUUGAAACAACUGUCACAAAUCCCUACAGUUAAUAAGAAGCUCAAAUUCACAAAGCAUAAUGUUUAUUUUGUAUUAUUUCUCAGUUUUAAGUUCCAUUAAUAGCAUGCAUAACAAACUCCUUCUUGCUAUUUUUGUACACAAAGUCACUUUUGAAUGUGAUGUUCCUUACCAUUUGCAUAAUUUCCAUUCUCCUCUGUGUCAAAAGCAAUAAAACAAUCCCCAGUCAGUCUUUGGGUAACAGAAAUUUACAAAGCAUACUCCAAAAGCUCACUAUAGAAACACAUUACUUUAUUAAAGUUACUAAUUGGCUUA